Molecule: messenger RNA, 3223 nt
Organism: Labeo rohita (rohu)
Lineage: Eukaryota; Metazoa; Chordata; Actinopteri; Cypriniformes; Cyprinidae
Gene: map7d1a
Product: MAP7 domain containing 1a
Biological process (GO): microtubule cytoskeleton organization
Cellular component (GO): microtubule cytoskeleton
Source: RefSeq, a predicted model, not a curated record
CUCACAAUGAGCCGCAUGCCAUCACCUUCAGAGCGGCAGAGGGAGCACCCAGAGGCUGUAUCCGCUGUGUGUCAGAAACUUUAUUCAAUCUCACCCCUCUAUCAGGCCGGGACGAAUCUACAGUUUUGUAAUUGGACUUUAAUCCCGGGCUCUUCAUGAAUCAAUCGUAUCCAUAAUAUUUUCCCAAGACCCUUCGGCAGACUGUUUUGGGGAUUUUUGUGCCCUGAGCAGAAACAGGGAUCGGUUUCGUGUGCCUGUGGAGAUCCGGUGCGAUCGAAGAAAGUUUCUCCCAGUCCCACGAAAGGAAUGAAUACAUUUUAAAGAGGAAAAUCCGCAUGAUUUAACGAUAAACAUGGAUUGCAACCAUCUUGACACACAGCCGGGGAUAAAUCAGUUGACACCCUUAGAAGCAAAUCCCUCAGCUGUUCCAGAGGCCAAUCCCAGUGAUCCCAACUCUGAGGAAAUCAACACCCCUUCAAAAACAGAAUCAGGCCUUGAAACCAACAUGCCUAUGGAGUUGGACACCGCAAAGAAGUCAGCUCCGCCGAAACAGCCAGACAUCAUUCCAAAGUCCCCUGCGACACCCACUCCGAGGUCGAGUGGUAGCCCUCAACACAAGAAAGAUGGAAUGAAGUUGGAUGAGCGGCAGAAACAGGCGAAGGAGAGGAGGGAGGAGAGGGCCAAAUAUCUCGAACAGCGUGGCCAAACUCAAGCUGCUAAAAAGUCUCAGUGGCUGGAGAAGGAGGAACGGGCACGGCAGUUGCGGGAACAGCAGCUGGAGGAACGGAGGAGGAAGCUGGAGGAGCAGCGGCUGAAAGCGGAGAGACGCCGCUCAGAGCUGGAGGAGAGACAGAGACAGAAACUGGAGAAGAACAAGGAACGCUAUGAGGCUGCCAUCCAGAGGUCUGGUAAGAAGACGUGGGCAGAGAUUCGGCAACAGAGAUGGUCCUGGGCCGGAGGCUUGAGCGGCAACUCCAGCCAAAGCCAGAGCAGAUGCUCAAUAUCAGCGGUCAACCUGCCCAAACAUGUGGAUUCAGUCAUAAACAAGCGGCUCUCCAAAUCCUCUGCCACUCUCUGGACCUCCCCUAGUAGAACUCGUAGCAUGCAGCUAAGUCCCUGGGAGAGCAGCAUUGUGGACAGGCUGAUGACGCCCACUCUCUCUUUCUUGGCUCGCAGUCGCAGUGCUGCCAGUGUGCUAAACAACUCCAGAGAUGGCCAAACUCCGUUGUGUCCACGCUCGGUGUCCGCCAGUCCUCUCUCAACAUGUGCUCAUCGGCCACAUCACCGCUGCUCUGAGCGCUGGAGGGUCACCACCAGCACACCUGAUAUUGUCCAGCGCAGACGAGACUCCACACCUAUGAGGAAGGAUAAGAAGGAAAAGGAGAGAGAAAAUGAAAAGGAGAAGAGUACCAUCACCAAAGAAAAGGUGCUGAAGAAGAGACAGUCCAUGCCAGCAAUGAAAACCAGAAUAGAGUCCAGUCCGAGUCCAGUUUCCAAACUGAGAUCUGCAUCUCCUGUGACGCCCAAAGGCCGUGCGUCCUCCCCCAGCCCUGCAGUUUCUCCCAAACCUCCCUCAGCAGCUGUUAGCCCAAGCACUCCUAAAGCCCGACCCAAGAGAGCCAGGACCCCUGCUCGAGUGGAGACCCGCACCGCCUCGCCUGUCGCCAUUGAGAGGGUCAGAGAGACCCGCAGGCCUGCUACACCUGAAGAACCAAAGACCUCGUCUCCCGUCCCCUCCAUUGUCGUGUCAUCUAUUCCGGACACGCCCCCUGUUGCAAGUGCACCAAUCAUGUCGGUUUCAGCGCCCUCUGUCCCCGAGGAGACCCCUGUUGUCCCUGCCCUCCCACAGGUGGCUUCUCCAGCUCCUUCUCCAGGCAAACCCAUGGCUGGUACCAAUAACCCAGAGGAAGCCACCCGCAUCCUGGCCGAGAAAAGACGACAGGCCCGUGAACAGAGAGAGAAGGAAGAGGAAGAACGCAGAGAACAGCAGGAGAGGGAAAGGGUUCAACGUGAGGAGAGGCUAGCACAGGAGGCGGAGGAGAGGAGGCACAGGGAGGAGGAGGCACGGCUCAUGGCGGAGCAAGAGCGGUUAAGAGAGGAGGCUCAGCGCCUGCAGGAGGAGAAGGAGGCACAGGAAAGAGCCAAAAUUGAAAAAGAAGAGAAUGAACGCCUUCAGAAACAGAAAGAGGAGGCUGAAGCAAAGGCCAGAGAGGAGGCCGAGAAACAGCGACUGGAGAGAGAGAAACACUUCCAGAAGGAGGAGCAGGAGAGACUGGAAAGAAAGAAGCGUCUGGAGGAGAUUAUGAAAAGAACACGCAAAACAGAUGCAGGAGACAAGAAAGACACAAAAUCUCCAUCUCAAGUCAAUGGAAAAUCUUCAGAUUCUGAGAUGAAUAAAGCUGCUGACUACCAGCCAAGCACGGCACUGAAACAAGACGGUGUGAAUGAAAGUCUGUCCGUUCUUGUGGUGAAUGGCGUUCAGCCUUCCAAACACGAGAAUGGCCUGUCGGCAAAAGGGGAGGCUUCUCGUUUUGAAGAGAUCAUUCAGCUGUCCAAUCACAACAACGGACGGGAGAAAUCAGAGAGUGACAGACCUGACGAGCCAAUCAUGGCCUUUGAGAGUGGAGAAUCAUUCCUUAAGAAAACAGGCCCCAUUAAGACUCAGCAUGUGGCAGAGGUCCUCUGAGUUCAUAAACCGUUGGAUGAAGCCUUAAAUCUGCGAGUCCCUCAACACUGUCUGCCUGAGGGGCCCGGUGGAAAGAAGCACAGCAUGAAAGAGACCUGUGCCAAACCCAAAAACUGUCUUCUGUUUAGACUGUACAGAGCAACCCCACCAUCAGAGCCUCUCUUAUGGUGCAUGAUGGAAAUUACAAGGAAGCUACACAACAAUCAAGCUGAGCUAAACGCCAACGUACACCAGAAUCACCAUUCAUCAGGACCCUGGCCUCACACACUUUAUGGCAGACCAAUUCAUGCCUCUUUCUGAUCACCCCAGUACAAUGUUAUGUUUUUUGUUUUUAAAAAAGGCUUGUGACAAACAAUAAUCCUUGUUGUUAUUCAUGCUAUUAUGGGUUGAACGCAGAAGUGCUUUGGGUGUUUUAUUUUUCAAUGUUUAGUUAUUUAACUUGAAGAGAAUUGUAACUACUGGGUACUGUUGUAUGUGAAUAAUGUAAAUUGGACCAUGGGAGGAGACGAUCUGUGAAUAAAACAGAAUGAAAGGGAC